Molecule: messenger RNA, 363 nt
Organism: Uncinocarpus reesii 1704
Lineage: Eukaryota; Fungi; Ascomycota; Eurotiomycetes; Onygenales; Onygenaceae
Exons: 3
Coding region: 1-363 (120 amino acids)
Biological process (GO): RNA processing; spliceosomal snRNP assembly
Cellular component (GO): precatalytic spliceosome; SMN-Sm protein complex; commitment complex
Molecular function (GO): RNA binding
Source: RefSeq, a predicted model, not a curated record
AUGAAGCUUGUCCGGUUUCUUAUGAAAUGCGCCAAUGAAACGGUUACAAUCGAGUUGAAAAAUGGCACAAUCCUCCACGGCACAAUUGCGUCCGUAUCUCCGCAAAUGAAUACUGCCCUCCGCACGGUGAAAAUGACGCCCAAGGGUCGAGAGCCGAUCUCCCUUGACACAAUCAAUAUCCGCGGCUCGACGAUUCGAUACUUCAUCCUUCCUGACAGCCUACCGCUAGAUACCCUGCUCAUAGAUGACACGCCGAAACCGAAGAAUAAGGCGAAGAAAGAAACAGACCGUGGGCGUGGACGAGGCGGCCCCAGAGGCCGAGGUGGCAGAGGUCGGGGGCGCGGUAGGGGUCGUGGUUUCUAG